AUGGCUUCUUCUUUUCAUGCUUCUUCAGCAAUAAUAUCAUCCAUAAUAGUGUCAAUAAUUAUUCUCAUUUGCAUGCCAUGUUCUGCUUUUGGCUUUAUUAAUGAGAAAGAGGUUAUAGAUGCUCCUUUGUUAACACAAAAGUUAGGAAUUAAUCGCACCAUCAAAGUAGAUAUUAAUGGCAAUGGGGACUUCAAAUCUGUUCAAGCUGCCAUUGAUUCCAUUCCCGAAGGGAAUUCCAAUUGGGUCAUUCUCCAUGUUAGGAAAGGAGUAUACAGAGAAAAGGUACACAUACCAAAGACUAAGCGUUACAUAUUCAUGAGAGGGAAUGGAAAGGGAAGAACAGCCAUAGUUUGGUCUCAAAGCUCCUCCGAUAACAUUGAUUCUGCUACCUUCAAAGUUGAAGCCCGUGAUUUCAUUGCAUUUGGAAUUAGCUUCAAGAACGAAGCACCAACGGGUAUUGCAUAUACCUCACAGAAUCAAUCGGUGGCAGCAUUUGUGGCUGCAGACAAAAUUGCAUUUUACCAUUGUGCAUUUUUCAGUACUCAUAACACUCUCUUUGAUUACAAAGGCAGACACUACUAUGAGUCUUGCUACAUUCAAGGCUCAAUUGAUUUCAUUUUUGGCCGUGGCAGAUCCAUCUUUGAGGGGUGUGAGAUAUUUGUAAUUGAUGACAAAAGGGUCACAAUUCAUGGGUCAAUCACAGCACAAAACAGGGAGAGUGAACGAGAGAUAAGUGGAUUCAUAUUCAAUAAAUGCAGGGUUUAUGGCAUUGGUGGGGUGUACCUAGGAAGGGCUAAGGGUCCUUAUUCUAGGACCAUUUUUGCUCACUCUUAUCUCUCCAAGACUGUUGUUCCUGAGGGUUGGACCAAUUGGAGCUAUGAUGGUCCCACAAAGAAUCUGUAUCAUGCUGAGUACAAGUGCUAUGGACCAGGAGCCACAAGAGAGGGAAGAGCUUCAUGGUCAAGACAACUUAGUGACCAAGAAGUUGCUUCAUUUUUGUCUGUUGAUUACAUAGAUGGCAAGAAUUGGUUGCCAGCGUGGCACUAAUUAAUUUCACCCAUAACAUCAAAGGCACACUCAAAAACACGUAUUGCUAGAUACAUACCCACUUUGUUAAGACAGCUUGUACUUUAAAUAUUAAGUACUCUAUGAUGAGAAUCAAGUCUAGGAUAGAUAGA
Molecule: messenger RNA, 1178 nt
Organism: Arachis duranensis
Lineage: Eukaryota; Viridiplantae; Streptophyta; Magnoliopsida; Fabales; Fabaceae
Product: probable pectinesterase 67
Exons: 5
Coding region: 1-1047 (348 amino acids)
Biological process (GO): cell wall modification
Molecular function (GO): pectinesterase activity
Source: RefSeq, a predicted model, not a curated record